AUGAGUCUCACUGUGAUGAAAGUGAAAACCCCCAGGUUCAGGCUAGGCAACAUCAAUGUCGAAAGCUUCGUAUCUGACUCGGCAGCGCCUUCAUUCGACACGAAAUUCACAACCCAAAUCAAGAUCAAGAACUCAGCCAACUGGGGUUCCUACAAGUUCAAUGCUGCCAAUAUCACGUUUCAACAUCAAGGAGCGACUCUGGCAGUAAUUGAUAUCGCAAAGGGUAAGGCUGGAUGGCUUUCGACCAUAAAAAGAACUGCAGAGGUGAGUUUGAAGUCAAGUGCAAUAAAUGGUUCAAACUUUGGAAGUGAAUUGAGCAACGGGGUCUUGACGCUCAACAGCGUAGGAAGAUUGAACGGAAAAGUUGCAAUUAUGUUCAUCAUGAAGAAGAAGAAGGCCGCCAACAUGAACUGCACCAUAGCUUUUGAUGUGGCAGUCAAGAACGUCAAAUCUUUACACUGCAAGUGA
Molecule: messenger RNA, 468 nt
Organism: Prunus dulcis (almond)
Lineage: Eukaryota; Viridiplantae; Streptophyta; Magnoliopsida; Rosales; Rosaceae
Exons: 1
Coding region: 1-468 (155 amino acids)
Source: RefSeq, a predicted model, not a curated record